Fomitopsis serialis is the source of this 1243-nucleotide messenger RNA. Its product is annotated as NAD-P-binding protein. NCBI's taxonomy places the organism in Eukaryota, Fungi, Basidiomycota, Agaricomycetes, Polyporales, Fomitopsidaceae. The transcript is spliced from 10 exons. Bases 168 to 1142 code for a protein of 324 amino acids. The record is from RefSeq and is a predicted model, not a curated record.
CGGACGGGAGAAUCGAUGACGCCUCAAUGCGGCACCUUCGAUUGCCCAGCUUGAGAGAGGAUUACGAGGCCUGCCCGUGCCGUGUAUAUAGGUCGCGUGCGAGAACGCAAGGCUUGUGGACCUUCGUACUUUAGUGUCAGACACGAAAUUGCUACUACUCACUGGACAUGGGGCUCUUCACUGAAGCGUAUUACGUGUCCGUAAUGGCCUGGAGGAGUUUCUUCCCGAACGGAAAGUUCAAGGCAGAGCAUGUACCUGAUCUCGCCGGGCGUGUUAUAAUUGUGACUGGAGGAAAUGUCGGGAUAGGAAGAGAGACGAUCAAGGUUCUACUCCAACGCAAUGCAAGGGUCUAUAUGGCGUCGCGGAACAGGGACAAAGCCGAGGCGGCCAUCAAGCGCCUCAAAGACGAGACCGGAAAGGACGCCAUUUUCCUCGAGCUGGACCUGGGCAGCCUGGCGUCAGUCCGGAAGGCAGCGAGCGAGUUCUUGAGCAAGGAACCGGAGUUGCAUGUCUUGUUCAACAAUGCCGGAGUGAUGGGUCCGCCUAUCGACGAACUCACCGCGGAAGGCUUCGACCUCCAGUUUGGCACCAACGUUAUCGGUCACUUCCUCUUUACGGAGCUGCUCAUGCCCGCGCUCCUCGCCGGUGCGCAGAGCUCGCCUGACCACCACGCACGCGUCAUCACGACCUCCUCCUCCGGCGCGAUGCUCGGCGGGAUUGACCUCGACUCCGUCCGCGACGGUCCAGCCCGGCGCAGAUAUUCGAAGGAGUCACUGUAUGGGCAGAGCAAGCUGGGAAACGUGAUCGUGGCGCGCGAGGUGGCGAAGCGGUAUGGCGGGAAGGGGAUCGUGUCGAUCUCUCUGGACCCAGGGAACAUCGAGACCGAUCUCCAGCGGUACUACAUCGGCUUGCCCGGUCUCGCGGGUGCUCUGACAAAGGUCAUCGUCAAAUUGAUGCUCCACCCUGCGCCCUUCGGCGCGCUCACGCAGCUCUGGGCGGGCACGACGCCCGAGGCGAUCGAUCACAACGGCAAGUACGCGGUGCCGACGGCACGGAUCGCCCCCUGCAGGGCGGAGGCAUACGACGACGAGUUGGGCCAGAAGGUGUGGUCUUUCUUGGAGGAGACUGUCAAGGAGGCGUAGGAGAGCCAGAAAUUGUUAUACCCGACCUAAUCGACUGAGAUUAGACGUGUCAGGCACGUUCAGACUCAGUCAAUGUUCUGCUGAUGCGCUCUGCAUCGAGG